Messenger RNA from Cooperia oncophora, 225 nucleotides. The record is from the annotation of a GenBank genome assembly. Lineage: Eukaryota; Metazoa; Nematoda; Chromadorea; Rhabditida; Trichostrongylidae.
AUGACGUUAAGGCGCCGCGAUGUCAUGCCUCCACCAAGAUGGCGUUUCAGUCGUGAACCGCUGGAUGUACCGUUGUUGAAAAAGCUCGAAGGAAGGGAAGAGCAGUGCCGGGAUGCGAUCACUAUGUUCGUGUGCUUGCUGAAGUACAUGGGAGAUCAGCCAUCAAGGCGAAGCCGACUUGGCACUGACCUUACCGACAGCAUUUUCAAGCCUGCAAUCGCUCAC